GGGGCGGGCACUUUGGCCCGCCGCGGGAUUCCUGCCGUCAUGGCCUCUCGCGGGGUCGUUGGCGUUUUCCUGCUCGCUGCUCUCCCCCUCUUGUGUCUGGAGCUCAGGCGUGGGAUCCCGGAGCUCGGAAUUAAAGAUCUCAUUUUGCUGUGUGGCCGGAUAUUCUUGCUGCUUGCCCUUCUUACUUUAGUUAUUUCUGUGACCACCUCAGUGCUUAACUCAUUUAAAUCAUCUAAAGUUUAUCUCAGAGAAGAAGGGAAGGAAGAAGAAGAGAAAGAACUAAGGCAAAGACAAAGACUUGUAAGAAAAAGGCAACAAGAGGCACAAGGCGAAAAGGCCACCAGAUACAUAGAGAAUGUUUUAAAACCUCAGCAAGAAAUGAAAUUGAAAAAAAUGGAAGAACGCUUUUAUCAAAUCACGGGUGAAACCUGGAAGCUAACCAGUGGUCACAAACUUGGGGGUGAUGAAGAUCUGGUGUUAGGAAAUGCGAGUCACACAUCUUCCGAAACCUCAAACAGAGAAGCUGCGAAGAGAAGGAACUUGGCUAAGCUCGCCACUGCAGUCUCGCCGCCGGCUGAGAGGCCCUGGCCGAUGCCGGCCCGUGGCUCCCCUCCCCGUGGGCACGCCGGGACCGAGGUUCUUAAUUUGCCUGAAGAACCCGAUGAAACAGAUGAAGAAGUAAUAACCAUUGCUGUCCGACGUCCAAGUGGGAGCGUCUUGAGGAGAAGGUUCUUGAAGUCUUGGAGUUCGCAGGUCCUGUUUGAUUGGAUGAGGACAGUUGGCUUCCACCCGUCUGUCUACAGCCUCUCCACGGCCUUCCCCCGGAAGCCGCUGCCGGUGGAGGCGGGCGGCUCGCUGGCCGACCUGGGAUUGACCGGGGACACUGUGCUCAUCGUGGAGGAGAAGGAGCCGAGCUGCCAGGAAAGAAAGGACAAAGACUGCAGCUCCGCCUGACGUCCGCUGCGCUCCGCCCUGGCGUGCACACGCCAGCCGUGCCACCCUGUGCCCGCGCUCGAGCCAGCGCCCACUUGAGUGUUGCCCUCCAUGGGAAAACAGCCACUUCAGAACCGGAAGACGAUUGCUUUCUGCAUGUGAUUUGUAGCCGGUGCCAUCUUUAGUGGACCACACGAUGUUACACAUGCACACGGUGAGGUUUUCGUUAACUUUAUACUCUCGUCAGCUGACGUCUUCCCUCACGAUGUUGUCAGGGCCAGGAAGGGUGGCGCGUGCCUCUGAGCCCAGCACUCCCGGGCUACACCGCAGCGUCCUCUACCCAGCCAGAAAA
Perognathus longimembris pacificus (Pacific pocket mouse) is the source of this 1285-nucleotide messenger RNA. RefSeq names its product UBX domain protein 8 (gene Ubxn8). Gene Ontology annotation, molecular function: ubiquitin binding. NCBI's taxonomy places the organism in Eukaryota, Metazoa, Chordata, Mammalia, Rodentia, Heteromyidae. The coding region runs from base 40 to 954 and encodes 304 amino acids. The record is from RefSeq and is a predicted model, not a curated record. The transcript has 8 exons. Gene Ontology annotation, cellular component: nucleus; endoplasmic reticulum.